This is a messenger RNA of Sceloporus undulatus (fence lizard), 2482 nucleotides long. It is a transcript of the gene DPH7, whose product is annotated as diphthamide biosynthesis 7. The record is from RefSeq and is a predicted model, not a curated record. The transcript is spliced from 10 exons. Lineage: Eukaryota; Metazoa; Chordata; Lepidosauria; Squamata; Phrynosomatidae. Gene Ontology annotation, molecular function: protein binding. The coding region runs from base 196 to 1584 and encodes 462 amino acids.
ACCCUCUGAGGCUGAGAGAGUGUGGCUUAGACUGGGUUUCCAUUGAUCCUGAGGGGGAACCAUCAUGGUGUUUUCCUGACAAGGUUUCUUCCCAGAGGGGUUUGCCAUGGCCUUCCUCUGAGGCUGAGAGACUUGUGUGGCUUCCCUAUUAGGGUCACCCAAAACGGGUUGACAUGACCAAGAAAAUGCUCUGACAUGGCUGUGCAGUGCAAGACUCAGACCUUGCAGGUGGUCAACACAGAAUACAGUGCUGAUGCUGUGGAAUGGUGCCCUGUGGAUGGCUGGCACAGCAUCCUUGCAUGUGGCACCUACCAGCUGAAGAAACCUUCCAGCAAGCCUGGUGAAAGCCCUGAUGAAAACAAUGAGCCUCAUGUGCGUCUGGGCCGCCUAUAUGUCUACUACUUUGAAGAACAACCUUUCGCACCAUUGACUGAGGUCCAAAGGCUGGAAAUGGCUGCUGUACUGGACAUUAAAUGGUGCCAUGCUCCUAUUGCAGAGCAUCCUGUUCUAGGCAUUGCAAAUGCCAAGGGAGCAGUGGAGCUCUCCCACUUGAUAGGACGUGAGAAAAAGAGCUGCAGACUGGAAACGCUGUGCAGUGUUAACCUGGGAGAUGAAUGCCUUGCUUUGUCUCUGGACUGGUCCACAGGACGGGAGCAACGAGGCCGCCCUCUACAACUGGUCAGCAGUGAUUCCAAAGGGAGGCUGAGCUUGCUGUCCAUUGACGAAUCUGCUCCAUCUGUAUACAUCUUGGAACAAUGGAAGGCACAUGACUUUGAGGCCUGGAUUGCUGCAUUUAACUACUGGAAUACAAGUAUUAUGUAUUCAGGGGGAGAUGACUGCAAGUUACGAGGCUGGGACACCCGAAGUAGCCCAAGGGCUCCUAUCUUCAAUAGUGAGGGGCAUUCAAUGGGUGUGUGCAGUAUCCAGUGCCACCCGCUCCAGGAGAAUCUGCUGGCCACAGGAAGCUAUGAUGAACAUGUCCUUCUCUGGGACACCCGGAAUAUGAAGCAACCAUUGGCAGACACCCAUGUGCAGGGCGGAGUUUGGAGGUUAAAAUGGCAUCCAAAACAGAAGCAUUUACUGCUGGCAGCCUGCAUGGAUAAUGGCUUCAAAAUCCUUGAUUGCCAAGGCAGCAUGGUGGAGAACAAAGAGAAAUGCGCUAUUCUUUCAUCCUACAUCUUGCACAACUCCUUGGCCUAUGGAGCGGACUGGUCAAGACUCCUCCUGAGGGAUCCCUUGGUGCUGUCUACAGCAAUGCCGGUAGUUCAUAUGGAUCAAGGCGAUGGAACUGUGGACCUUAAAGUGCAGAACCUCAAGAUAGUUUACGAAUCCCCCACCGCCACUUUUGAUGUGCUACUAGAUGAGGAGGAUCAUACAUCGGUGUCCUCAGUCCAAGCAGAAGGAAGCAGCAACCUGGAGGGAUCAAGUGUCGACGGGAAAGGGUCAGGCACCAAAGCAUGUGGCGAAACUGGGUCAUGUAAAGCCCACAAAGAGACCAGCCUUCUGGCCACAUGUUCCUUUUACGACAGUGCCCUACAUGUGUGGAAAUGGCAAACUAGCCAGGCUGCUACCCCAUUGUCCUGAAUGUACUAUCAGUAUUGAUUUAGGUUGCCACUUUAUCAGCCUUUCUUUUUGGCAGACCUUUUAAGCACUGGAGGGAAAGGUAGGUGCUGAGUGGCGUUGGGGCCAUCCCAGGUCGAAAUUAAUUCCUAAGCCAGGUUUCCAGCUUUACUCCUCUUUUUUGUUGGCGUGUAUAUUCAAAGUGUGAACUUUUAUUCAGAAUUUGAGAAAGUACUAAGGGUAUUUGGGUAGAGUUUCCCCUCUUCUUGCUUUUUGGCUUUCUUUAUGUCUUACAGAUUAUAAUUACUACAUUUUAGCUGCUCUGCUGCCUUCUAAUUAAUAAUUUCAUUUCCACUAAAUAAUAAUAAGUAAUAAAUACAUUAUUUAUUUAUUUCCCACCCAAUCAUGAAGAGCAGUAAGUAAAAUACAUCACAAUAACAAUAGAAUAAAAAUAACAUAACAAAUUACGAUAACAGCAAGAAGAAUGCAUAGCAAAUAACAAUAAUAAAAACUGCAUAACAAUUAACAGAUCAUGUCAAUACAGUUCAAAAUUAAUCCCCAGAAUACAUAGCAAAUAACAAUAACAAAAAUAACAACAAAUCAUAAUAGCAAUAAAUAGCAAAAAACUGACAAUGUCUAACUCUCUCCUGGCAGCAGAAAGACAACCCUUUCUGUUGGGCCUAGGGAGAUGGGCGGCUGGUGUAGGGAGAUGGGACCCACUUCCUGAGGUCUCUAACAGACGGAUGAGAUGAUGCUGAGCGUUAAGCAAUGCUUGUGAGAAUUGGGUGUUUCUUGCAUAAGUUUCCUUAAGAAUAUAACACUGGCAUUGCAACUGCAGGCAUUCUUGGUACCAACACUCUGCCCCAUUCCUAGCCGGGUUUGAGCCUGGCCCCCAGCCCGCUGGUGUUAUCCGGCUGGCCGC